This is a messenger RNA of Penicillium bovifimosum, 1170 nucleotides long. Its product is annotated as DUF3431 domain-containing protein. The record is from RefSeq and is a predicted model, not a curated record. The transcript has 3 exons. The coding region runs from base 1 to 1170 and encodes 389 amino acids. NCBI's taxonomy places the organism in Eukaryota, Fungi, Ascomycota, Eurotiomycetes, Eurotiales, Aspergillaceae.
AUGCGCACUUUAUCACGGGUGGCCAUUGUGCUAGUGGUGGUCAUGUUUCUGUGGAAGAUCUAUCUCGAUUUCAUUUCGCAAUGGCAUGUUAGACGUGAUCUACAGAACACCAGGGAAGAUCAUGGCGAUGCGUAUAUCGAGCUGGUCUCGGCGCCUAUUGCCACAUCCACUACACGGAGGAAAUGGACGCCUACGAUCCGGCCCGCCUCUCGUCUAGUGAUGGCCGACUCUGAACCCCAGCGCAUUCCCGUCGAUGUCCCUAGCGCUGAAUGGGAUGUGCAAGAGCCAUUGUUCGAGGCUAUAAGCAGGAACAUGUUAUCCGAUCUGCAGGAACCACAUGAGAAUUUACUCACUCCGGUAGAGCAAGAAGAGCAGAAGGUAGAAUCUUCAUCAACUGCGCUUCCUCGCCCGAAGGUUACUCCGAAGUUGGACCGCAUCAUUGUUUUGGGGAAAAUGUCGUAUGAGGACACCGACUGGCUUGAGGAGCAGCUGCCAGAAUGGCAACACGCGGUCUAUCUUGUCGAUGACCCGGAGGCAUCCCUCUCAGUCAAACAUAACAAAGGCAAAGAGAGCAAUGCUUAUCUGCAAUACAUUCUCGACAACUAUCACAAGUUGCCCGAGUACAUAGUAUUCCUCCAUGCUCAUCAAUAUAGCGGUCACGUCGAGUUCUGGGAGCAGGACAACGUAUUGACGGUCCAAAGACUGCAACUCGACUAUCUCCGGAAAGUUGGAUAUCUCAACCUACGCUGUGACUGGUCUCCUGGAUGCCCCGAUGAGGUUCAGCCAUUCCGGCAAACGGCUGGUCGCACCACCGAGCUUGCCUUUGCGGGGGCUUGGCUCCGCAUUUUCAACAAUACAGAUGUGCCCGAAAUUGUUGCUACGCCUUGUUGUGCUCAGUUUGCUGUGACCAGAGAGCAGGUUCUCCAGCGGCCGCGAAGUGACUACGAGUCGUAUCAUCGGUGGCUGAUGACGACUGAAUUGGAUGACGAGACGAGUGGUCGUGUUUUUGAGUACUUAUGGCACAUUAUCUUCGGCCAGGAUCCUGUGUUUUGUCCUGCAAAAGCGCAAUGUUAUAGGGAUGUAUAUGAUAUGGACUAUGAAGACCCAGUCGAAGGUCUCUUUGGUGAAGACUUCUGGGGAUAUUGGAUGGAUGAGAUACCCUUCAAUUAG